This is a messenger RNA of Penicillium olsonii, 726 nucleotides long. Lineage: Eukaryota; Fungi; Ascomycota; Eurotiomycetes; Eurotiales; Aspergillaceae. The record is from the annotation of a GenBank genome assembly.
AUGGUUCUCGCGGCCGUGGGGCAGAUAUGCUCAACUGCGAGUAUAAGUUCAAAUCUGGCACAAUGCCGAUUGCUGGUGCAAAAGGCUGCUGUUGCAGGCGCUAAGGUAUUGUUUCUUCCCGAGGCAUCAGACUACAUCGCAUCCUCGGCAGAGCAAUCGUACUCUCUUGCUCAGUCUGCAGAGAGAGAUAGCUUUGUUUCGGCCCUUCAACAAGAUGCUGCGCAGCAUAGUAUUCACAUCAACGUGGGGAUCCAUGAGGUGGCCUCUGAGAGCAGACUGAAGAAUUUAUUGAUCUGGAUAGACAAUCAAGGUGCUAUCACGCAAAGCUACCAGAAAGUCCACUUGUUCGAUGUGGACAUAAAGGAUGGACCUUGCCUCAAGGAGAGCGCUCUGGCCCUGAGGCGGCAGAAUGCCGAGAUUAUUACAUAUCCAUCUGCCUUUACGGUGCCUACAGGAAAGGCUCACUGGGAGCCACUGUUAAGGGCAAGAGCCAUUGAGACGCAGUCAUACGUGAUCGCAGCGGCCCAGGCAGGCCCCCACAACGAGAAGAGGCGGAGCUACGGCCAUUCAGUCAUCAUCAGCCCGUGGGGAGAGGUAGUAGCGAGUCUGGGAGACGAAUAUCAAGAGCCCCAGAUUGCAACUGUGGAUAUUGACCUCGACCUCGUGGCAAAGAUCCGGCGUGAGAUGCCCCUGCUUCGGAGGAAUGAUCUAUACCCGGAGCUCUGA